Messenger RNA from Paramecium octaurelia, 140 nucleotides. Lineage: Eukaryota; Ciliophora; Oligohymenophorea; Peniculida; Parameciidae. The record is from the annotation of a GenBank genome assembly.
UAUUAAGAAUAUGAUUCUCUUCGCACUAGACGAAUGUAAGUCUUUACAAUAGUAGGGCAUUUUCACUGCACAAGCAACGAUUAGCCAGUAUUAAGGGGUACGAGAAUAAGCAAAUCUCCAGCGUUGUGGCCAGAGUUGAG